Molecule: messenger RNA, 3880 nt
Organism: Notothenia coriiceps (black rockcod)
Lineage: Eukaryota; Metazoa; Chordata; Actinopteri; Perciformes; Nototheniidae
Gene: zbtb41
Product: zinc finger and BTB domain containing 41
Exons: 11
Coding region: 362-3079 (905 amino acids)
Biological process (GO): regulation of DNA-templated transcription
Molecular function (GO): protein binding; RNA polymerase II cis-regulatory region sequence-specific DNA binding; DNA-binding transcription factor activity, RNA polymerase II-specific
Source: RefSeq, a predicted model, not a curated record
CAACACGUCCUCGUCGUUUAAGUGUUUGAGUUUUCAUACGUUUAUAUGAUAAUGAACUUCCAAAAAUUUGUAUUUAUUUAAGUGUUUAUUUUAAAUGUAACUUGUAAACAUAUAAACGAGAGCUUUAUGGAGUAUUUAAGGACAAAAGCCAAAGCAGCCAAUGGGAAAACGGUUUGUUACGGAGUCGGACAUUUCUAAAGGAUGCAAAAGUGGGCCCUCGCAGACCUACAUCCACGGUUCAGGAAAUUAUUAUUACUCCGUUUAUUUUCCCCGUUACGUGUGUCGGCUUGGCUUUGCAGUGUUUUGUAUAGGCGGCUCGUUUCUCUAAGAAGGGAUUCAUGGUCCCCCAACAGCCUCACCAAUGAAGAAGAAGCCGUCUAAUCCAAUGCGUCCCAAGCGCAGAAGCCAGGUCAGCACCAGCAAUGACUUCUCCUCUGAGCCCGGCCCUGUGCCGCGCUUCACCGCCCAACAGAACUCUGAAACUGUCCCAGAAUCCUCCUCACACAUCAGGCACAUGGCCAUGUCCCAGCACAGCCACAACCUCCUCAAGUUCCUGAAUGAAGACCGAACCCGCCAAAGGUUCUGCGACGUGUCGGUGUCUGUGUGUGGGAAGCUUUACAGCGCCCACAAGGUGGUGUUGGCUCAUGGGAGCAGUUAUUUCCACGCAGAGCUCUCAAAAAACCCUGCCACAGCGCACGUGACUCUGGACCAUGUGGAGGACUCUGUUUUCCAACUCCUGCUUGACUUUUUGUACACCUCUGAGUGCGUUGUUGCAGAGACAGACCUCCCGAAUCUAGCUGAAGCGGCACGAUUCUUAGACAUGAUGGAUAUACUCAAGCUGCUGUGUGAGGAAGGGGACCCAAUCUGUGUGGUACACGCUCAGGAUGAGAUAGGAGGGUCUCCUGAGGUGGAAAUGACCUCCAUCGACUCACCUCCGAGUGACACAGACAUCCAGAGCCCAUGUGAUGUUUGUUUCAUGGAAAACCCCUCUCAGGGCCGCUUGUCUGAGAGUCACACUGAUGCACAGCAGGACAUCUCGACUGAGAAAGAGAAGACGGCGGCGACUACGCGCAGAUCGGCUCGCAGGAGGAGAACACCCACCAAGUAUCAGAGAGACAAUGUCAUCACCACUUCUAAGGAAAAACAAAGGACUGUAGUGCAGAGAGCUGAAGGAAGAAUAAAAGAAGCAGGAAAGCUGGAGUUGGAAAAACAAGCGCCUAAACUGGACGUAGCAGAGAUAUCUCAACCAGGAGACAUAGUGGACGAGGAAGUGGAGGAAGAGGAGAGAGACAUGAAUGAGGCCGUGGUCACCCAGAGUGAAGACAAGAGCGCAGGGCAGCAGGGUGCAGAUGAAGAAAGGGUGGUGCAGCAGGCGGGUGGAGAGGUGGAAGUGCAUGCACCAGCACCAGCAGCAGCUGGAAGCUCCACCAAGAGUCGAGUUUAUCCUGAAGGUCUGGCUCCGGUCAUCAUCAAAACCUCCACCAAGAAGAUCCUCAAGUGCCCCAAAUGUGACAAGACCUUCGACCGAGCAGGAAAGUAUGAGAGUCACACCAGAGUGCACACAGGAGAGAAACCGUUCCAGUGUGACAUCUGUCUGCAGCGCUACUCCACCAAGUCCAACCUGACCGUCCACAAGAAGAAGCACGCCAGCGAUGCCCCCUUCCAGAAGAAGGAGCACAAAUGCCCCUUCUGUAACAAACUCCAUGCCAGCAAGAAGACCCUGGCCAAGCACGUGAGGAGGUUUCAUCCAGACCACAUCCAAGAGUUUCUCACCAAGAGGAAGAGGAAGAGUGAAGUCUGGAAAUGUGCUAUCUGUCUGAAGACCUUCACCCGCAAGCCUCAUCUGCAGGAGCACAUGAUCCUCCACACGCAGGACCGGCCCUUUAAAUGCUCCUUCUGCGACGAAUACUUCAGGUCCAGGUUUGCCAGGCUGAAGCACCAAGAGAAGUUCCACUUAGGUCCUUUUCCCUGUGAGAUUUGUGGGCGCCAGUUUAAUGACACCGGCAACAGAAAGAGGCACAUUGAGUGCACGCAUGGAGGAAAGAGGAAGUGGACCUGCUUUGUUUGUGGGAAAUCUGUGCGGGAAAGGACAACGUUGAGAGAGCACUUGAGGAUCCACAGUGGGGAGAAGCCUCACCUCUGUAGUAUCUGUGGCCAGAGUUUCCGUCAUAGCAGCUCCUACAGGCUCCAUCUCAGAGUGCACCACGACGAUAAGCGCUAUGAGUGUGACGAAUGUGGGAAAACCUUCAUACGCCACGAUCACCUGACCAAACAUCAGAAAAUACACUCUGGUGAGAAGGCCCACCAAUGUGAAGAAUGUGGAAAGUGCUUCAGACGCCAUGAUCACCUGACGGUCCACUACAAAAGUAUUCAUUUGGGGGAGAAAGUCUGGCAGAAAUAUAAAACGGCUGUGCAUCAGUGUGAGGUUUGCAAGAAAGAAUUCAAAGGAAAGUCCAGUCUAGAAAUGCACUUCAGGACACACUCAGGAGAGAAACCCCACAGAUGUCCCGAGUGCAACCAGACAUUUCGUAUAAAGAAGACCCUGACGAAGCACAUGGUGAUCCACUCUGACGCUCGUCCCUUUAACUGCCCCCAAUGCAGCGCCACCUUUAAAAGAAAAGACAAGCUCAAGUACCACGUCGACCACGUGCACAGCGUUCGCUUCUCUGAGCAGCCCCUCGGCACGGACAAAAUGAUCUCCCUUCCUUUUGAGGAGUCCUCUAAGGGAUACCACGCCGAACCCAAGCCAGUCCUCCAGAGCCCGCCUCGUCCUGCUAACGUCUGCGUACCCGUCACUUUGGUUCCUGUGCGGGUGGCGGGAGGAGCACAGGAUCCCACCACUCUCUCCUCCCAAACUCACAGUGUUGUGAGCAUGCAGGGGCAGCAGCAGAACUCAAGCUACCAGGCUGCUACAGAUCUGGCUUUCUUGGAAAAGUACACCCUCACUCCGCAGCCGGCCAACGUCGUGAGGGCCGAUCAGAUGCUGGACCCCCGGGAGCAGUCCUACCUCGGCACCCUGCUGGGACUGGACUCUGCUUCCUCUGUGCAGAACAUCUCCAACUCUGAUCAUUCACACUGACAGACUAAAACUGGACCUUUAACGCACAAACUUUAAUUUAAUAAGAACUGAAGCUACAGUAUUCACCACUGAAAUACAGACGGCAUUAAUUCUUCGUCCAUUUAAAUUAAUUACACUUAUAACACAAAGUAUUCUGGUGAAGCACAGGAUAGCCUGAUCUCAGGUAAUUUCUGCCUCUCAAAAUAAAUGUAUUUGUGUGAGCUGUACAAAAAGAAGAGAAAUUCAUAAGUUGUAAUUGUCUUUGUUGUUGUUUCUAUUAAGUGAAAUUAUGACAAAUCUCAUCGCAACUCUAUAAAACUGAAGAACAGUUGUAGUAAAUGUUUUUGUACCAGUUAUUAUGAGAUGACAACAAACUUUAAAUGUUACAAAUACCAAGGCUUGCCCCUUUCUUCAGGGUGUAAAAUUACAUUUCUGUUUUAAAAGCUGGUGGAUUUCUUUGGUCUCACAGAAUAACCUGCCUUUUUAAGGAUUUACCAUUUUUCAUGGUAUUCAUGUUUUUUUUUUAAGGAAUCUGUUGAUUGGCGGACCAGUAAUUGAUGACAAUUUCUGAUUAACUAAUGUGUAGUAAAGCAAAGGUUUCACUCAUACAACGUUCAUAUGAGAUUAGAGGUUGAUGAAUUUGCAAGAUAAAAACUUUAAAGUGAAAUCAGUAAUGACAUUACAAGUGGUCAAUUGUGUAUUUGAGUGCUUUGACAGUUACAUUAAUUGUUGGUUAAGUUUCAAACCAUUCAAACUCACAUUCUAAAACAGUGGGGGUGCUCCCCUCAAACUUUGUCAUGAUCAAUAAAAUCUAUUUGAAAA